Messenger RNA from Coccidioides immitis RS, 3600 nucleotides. Its product is annotated as SWI/SNF family DNA-dependent ATPase Ris1. Gene Ontology annotation, cellular component: cytoplasm. Lineage: Eukaryota; Fungi; Ascomycota; Eurotiomycetes; Onygenales; Onygenaceae. The coding region runs from base 171 to 3137 and encodes 988 amino acids. Gene Ontology annotation, molecular function: ATP binding; ATP-dependent chromatin remodeler activity. The transcript is spliced from 4 exons. The record is from RefSeq and is a predicted model, not a curated record.
CCGGCAACACCCUGAUGGGCACAAGGCAAUGAUGUGGCGACCCAUACUGCAAUCUAAGCAUCAAGUCAGAACCCAGGGUGUUGUUGAUUGAGCGGAAUAACCCUACCAGGUUUCACAUCCCAGGCCUCAAAAAAAGGCUGAGCGACAAGCCCAACUAAAGACAAGUGAAGAUGAACUCAGCCGGGAGGGACCGGAGUAACCUGCUCCAUGAGCUGGGAUUAUCUGAAGAUGAGGACCUUUUGACAAUUGAGCGGGAGGCAUUUGAAGCAGAACGGUGGCUUGAGAAGCGCAGAGAUCAAGAACGGCGUGAUGAAGCUCUAGCCAGAGCUCUCCAAGAGAGCCUGUACGAACCAGAGUCCCCACCACAUCCGUCGCCCAGUCGUCCUCCAGUCCAGGCAACAAGCGAUCUGCAGCAUUCUCCACCGCGGCCGAUUAUUCCCUUCACGUCCCUGUCGCCUUCUUCGAGGGAACAACAGCCGAUCGUCAGUCAUAGACCUCGAAACCCCGCGGUUCGGACUGCUGCUGACAUUCACCUGGAUAUCAUCGACCUCACUUCUUCAACCAACCAGGAAACUCGACUAGAUCACUACAAUGCGACGUCAUUGAGUCAUGGCAUGAUGCAUUACAAUCAUCAUCAACGCCAACCACACCAGCAAGUCUACGACCUCACUGGUUCCUCACCAACGCACGGUUUUUCCCCGAGCAUGGCAUCCACGGUUGAAAGGUACCGACAAUACGCUGAAAUGCCUGGAGCCUUUCCUAGUUCUACAGCUAUCCAUAACCCACACUCGUUGGAUAGCCAUGACUCUGCCAACUUCUCCCAGACGGCACCGCCGCAUUGGCCCAAUGUUUCGAGCGAUCUGUUCAACCGCCUAGGAUCGUCAGCGCCCAGUUACGACGGUGCCUCCGACCCCACUGAAAUGAAAAAAGAAUUGCAAAACCUUCUAGAGAAUAUUCGCCCAGACAAAGAUCUCAAGUGUAACGGUGAAAGUACGCCUGAAGCUAUGAAGUACACGCUAAUGGACCAUCAGAAAUACGGUCUAGCGUGGAUGAAAGCAAUGGAAGAAGGCUCCAAUAAAGGAGGUAUACUAGCUGAUGACAUGGGCCUUGGAAAGACCAUCCAGGCAUUGGCACUCAUUGUAUCGCGGCCCUCGACGGAUCCUGAGCGAAAAACUACCCUAGUAGUUGCUCCCGUCUCCCUGAUGCACCAAUGGAAAAGGGAGAUUGAACAGAAACUGAAAAGUGGAAGACACCAACUUUCAGUUUAUAUCCUCCAUGGAGACAAAAGAACUACCCCUUUCUUAAGAUUAAAGAAAUACGAUGUCGUAUUGACAUCUUUUGGUACACUGUCUUCAGAGUUCAAGCGCAAGGAGGAACUUGACCAAUUUGCAAAUGAGAAUCCUUCUCUGCGCGAGAGUCACCCCCUCGCUAAGCAAUUGCCUGUCCUUGGAGAGCGUUCUAAAUGGUACCGUGUUAUAAUCGAUGAAGCUCAAUGCAUCAAAAACAAGCACACCAAAUCUGCCCGAGCUUGCUAUGCCAUUAGAUCCACUUAUAGAUGGUGUAUGAGUGGAACUCCAAUGAUGAACAACGUUACAGAGCUUUAUUCUUUGAUUCGAUUUCUUCGAAUCGGGCCCUACAACAAAUCGGAAACUUUUGAUGCUACAUUUACUCGCCCGCUAAAGACUUUCCACGAUAGAACCCAGAAACAAGCCAUGCAAAAGCUACAAGCCUUGUUGAAAGCUAUUUUGCUUCGUCGAACUAAAUCAUCAAAGAUUGACGGCAAGCCCAUUUUGCAAUUACCAUCAAGAACGACUGAAAAGGUCCAUACUGUUUUUAGUGAAGAUGAAAACACCUUUUACCAAUCCCUUGAGCAAAAAACUCAAAACCAGUUCAACAGAUACCUUGAUAAUGGUACGGUUGGAAAACACUACUCUAACGUCCUUGUGAUGCUGCUUCGACUUCGCCAGGCCUGCUGCCAUCCACACUUGAUACAGCUCUUCAGUGAUGACAGUCAUGUCAACCUCUGUGGUGUUGAUUUGAAAACCAACGCCAAAUUACUCGGUCCUGACGUUGUUGCACGUUUGAAGGAGAACGAGGAUUCUGAAUGUCCAGUUUGUAUUGAUGCCGUGGAGAAUGCAAUCAUUUUCUUUCCUUGCGGACACAAUAUUUGCGCAGAGUGCUUUGCGCGGAUAUCGGACCCGUCCCAAGGCGUGGCCCAAGGCAACGACGGAACAGUCGAGAUCAAGUGUCCGAAUUGCCGUGCCAGGAUUGAUCCGACGAAGAUCACCGACAACUUAUCGUUCCGGAAAGUCCAUGUCACUGGCGACAACACGGAUGAGGCUGAUGCUCGUAGUGACCAUGAUGAUAUUGACAGUGAUGAUGACUCGGAUACUGAUAGCUUAAAUAGCUUCAUUGUCGACGAUGAUACUGAUGCGGAGCGCCCCAGAGGCAAAAAAAGAAAGCGCAAUACUAAAUCUGUCAGAAACACUGACAAGAAAACUGGCAAGAAAAAUUUGGCUACAUUGAAGAAGGAAUCUAUGAAGAAUGCCAAGGCCAAAAGAAGAUAUAUACGGCGCUUAGAAAAAUCCUGGCAAACAAGCUCUAAGAUCGACAAAGCACUUGAAAUCCUACGUGAAAUCGAGAGUUGUAACAAUGGCGAGAAAACUAUUAUCUUCAGCCAAUUCACUACUUUGCUCGACCUGUUGGAAGUGCCAAUUAUGAGGGAGGGUUGGCAUUACAGGCGAUACGAUGGCAGCAUGAGUCCUAUUCAGCGAAAUGAAGCGGUGCUAGAAUUUUCCGACAAUGAGAACUGCAAAAUAAUGCUCGUUUCUCUCAAAGCGGGCAAUGCUGGGCUGAAUUUGGUGGCGGCUUCUCAAGUCAUUAUCUUCGAUCCCUUCUGGAAUCCGUACAUUGAAGAGCAGGCGAUUGAUCGAGCUCAUCGCAUUGGACAAAUUCGACCAGUCAUGGUUCAUCGGAUCCUUGUGCGAGACACUGUUGAAGAUCGUAUUCUUGAACUACAAGAAAAGAAGAGGGAAUUGAUUGAAAACGCUUUGGAUGAAAGAGCUAGCCAAAAUCUUGGCCGUCUGGGAACCCGAGAGCUUGCGUUUUUAUUUGGUAUCUCUUCUCGACGACAAUAGAUUCCUGAUCUCAACUUUCUUAUUUUAAAGAAAAGACGACGAUAUUUCUACACGUCUCUUCCAACUGAUUCCCUGCUUUGCCUCCGCCUGAAAACGUCUUCAAGAGUAACCAAGUACUUGCAGCCAUGUUUAUCUGGUUUUAUCAACCCAUCUUAGACCCCUUUUAAAUUUCUUUCCGAUGUGCAACGCCUCUUUCAUGUUCCAGUUCUAUCCCUUCGUCCAUACAUAUUACGUCUUGAAUCUUAAGAUGCUCGGGCUUUUCUUUUUUCGAUACACUUCCGGGUUAUGGGCGGCACUUUGCUCUUUGGUGCAUUGCAUGCUCAUGCUCCCCGAGCUAGAGGUUUCUCGGUCAUUCCUCGAAGAUCGCAUGCACUUUGUUUUAAUGUGUUUUCCCGUGCUUUCCUCCAACGACCCUUUUCUCCAUUGAAAUUUCUUUAUUCUCAUAGCAUCAAGUCCUCGGAUC